Messenger RNA from Habropoda laboriosa, 1245 nucleotides. RefSeq lists its product as uncharacterized. The record is from RefSeq and is a predicted model, not a curated record. NCBI's taxonomy places the organism in Eukaryota, Metazoa, Arthropoda, Insecta, Hymenoptera, Apidae. The transcript has 4 exons. The coding region runs from base 1 to 1245 and encodes 414 amino acids.
AUGCGUGAGGUCGACGUGAAGUCCAUCAUCGACGUCACAUUCGCCACGCGGGAGAUGGCCGAUGGUGUAAAAAACUGGCAGGUGUUGGACCUCGAGACGUUGAGCGACCACCUGUACGUCUCCUACGAAAUAGAGGACGGGAGAACCUCGGGGGCGCAGAGUCAGCGACCCCCCACGACAUGGAACCCGAGAAAGAUAAGAUGGGGGAAGCUGGAUCAGGAGACCAGAGAUCUGGCUCUGGAUCUCACAGACGACGCAGCCGGCGAUCUGAGGGACGUACUCAGCGCCAUUUGCAACAGGGUGAUGCCCAAGAAUAGACCGAGCAGAAGAAGGAACGCCUACUGGUGGUCGGAUGCGAUCGCCAGCGAGAGGAGUCCAGAAGGACAAAAGAAGGAACAUCUGCACCCGAGACGCGCAGGAGUGGUCUGCGGAAAGUUGGCAGGCAAGAGCAGGACGACGCUCGAGGAGGACGAACACCGACGGGUGCUCAGCACGCUGUUUCCCAACGGCCCACUGCCGGAGGAACUCCGUCCACAACACAACGAAUCAGAGGACGACAAGAUAGGAAGAAGAGUUACCGAAGACGAAGUCUUCAAAGCGGCGAGAAGGAUCAAGCGGGGCAAGGCACCGGGCCCCGACGGGAUCCCGCCCGACAUCGUAAGGGAGAAGAAGUUCCGGCCCAUCUGCUUGCUGAACACCACAGGCAAGCUGUUCGAAAGGGUGAUGGCGAACAGGAUCGCCGGAUGGGCCGAGGAGAAGCUGAACCGGAACCAGUUCGGCUGCAGACCGGGGCUUUCGACCAUAGAGGCCCUCGAGGAAGUGGACGCCUACGUCGAAAGGGCGAUGUUCGAGAGGAGGGGCGUGAUGGCAGUGCUUCUGGACAUCAGGAACGCCUUCAACGAAAUCACAUGGCCCGCGGUGAUGAAAGGACUGGAGGACAUGGACAUGCCGCGGGACAUCGUCCUGGGUCCGCUGCUCUGGAACAUUGCGUACAACAAGAUACUGGCCAAGGGGGAGGGCAGUGAUGUCAAGAUAGUCUGCUACGCCGACGACACCAUCGUGAUGGUUAAGUACACGGACGUCGCAGAAGGAGCUCCACGGCUCGCGGAAAGGGUGGAGGACGUCAUGGUCGAGAUCGAGAGUCUAGGACUGACGAUCGCGGAGAACAAGACGCAGGCGAUCAUUCUCGACCGGAGGAGGGGCAUAAUCCCCCCCCCCACACACAGAGAUCACGAUAAGAGGUAA